Synchytrium microbalum is the source of this 1872-nucleotide messenger RNA. RefSeq lists its product as uncharacterized. Gene Ontology annotation, cellular component: centrosome; nucleus; centriole. The coding region runs from base 1 to 1872 and encodes 623 amino acids. Lineage: Eukaryota; Fungi; Chytridiomycota; Chytridiomycetes; Synchytriales; Synchytriaceae. Gene Ontology annotation, molecular function: tubulin binding. The record is from RefSeq and is a predicted model, not a curated record. The transcript is spliced from 11 exons. Gene Ontology annotation, biological process: cilium assembly; centriole elongation.
AUGUUAUCUGAUGAGCGACCGAUAUCAACUAGUGGCAUCUCUUGGGAGACAUCUGUCAACAGGCCAUUUACUCAUGCAAGUACUUUAUUGACGAUUGCAAUCACCGGAUCUAUUGACAAGCAACAACAGGAGUACAACACUCCACAGUCUAAACUAUCGUCUAAAUCAUCAUUAAUACGGCAUCGGCCUGCCAAUGUACCAGACAACGUGGCUAACGACGAGGACGACGAUGAAGAUAUCGAGGCACGAGUAUUAGCUCCUGCUAGAGCCAUGCAUGAAAAUGUAUGGAGAGAACUGGUUCAAGAAGAAGCUGCCUCUUUAAGGGACUUUGAACUGCUGGAAGCUCAAAUCAUGAAGGAUCAUGAUGAAGACGAUCCAAGAGAUCAGGUGUUGAUGGAUGUUGAUUUAGAUGUACCGGAAGAUAUUCAAGAAGGUGCCGAGGAUGAUGAAGAAGAACAUGCUCGAGCUUACAACUCGAUUCUAUAUUCAGAGACAGACCAUGGCUCUCCAGAUGAAUCUCUUAAAUCCUUUUCAGAGAACGAUGAGGAUACUGGCAUGCUCGAGGAUCAUGUCGAUGCUACGGUGCAAGCACAGUCAGCUCCAUCUGCUCCAUCAAAACUAUUGUUUAGUCUUUUUCCAAGCCUAAAGCCUGUGGUGGAAGCUGUUAAACCUGUCGAGUCUGCUGGUCUGAUCAAGCGUUUUAUGCACACUGUAGUUCCAGCACCAGCAUCAGCUGUUGAACGAGCUACAAGACCUGAAGAAGCUGUUUCAAAGGAGACCAAGCGCUCAGUGUCAAAAGAGAAGGAUGUUCGACAGGUCGAGUUCUUGAUGAGAAAACUCAAGCUAGAACAGGAUGCUUUUGACGAAUACAAGCAUCAGGAGAUGGAAAAGAUUCGAGUGACUCGCGUCCAAGAGUUGAAGAAUCUUAGAAGAGAGAAAAUAGCAUGGGAUCAACAACGAAAAGUCGCUGACCUCGUACCAACCAAAAGAGAACGACAAGAGUUGGAAUCCCUCAAAAAGAAGAUUGACGACAUGUCUAAUAUUGCCAAGCAACGAGAGUCAAGGUUGCAGCUGACAAUAGACAGACUUAAACGACAAGUCGAUACUCUGACGAAACGUAAUAUGGAGUUACAAGACGAAGUACGAGUACUUGAGCAUGAUCGAGUAGCUCAUGUAGUUCUACAAAAGGAGACGACUCUGCCACUUGUCAUAAAACAUACUCAGUCGUCAUUAGAUAUACCUACGGCUGGAUUGGGUGGGCUAGCAGGUGCAAGUACUAGUACUUCCUCACUAGUCAAAGUGCAUCAACGUCAUUCUGGUUCAUCAGAUACGGGUCUGAAACCCACAGCAGCAGUAGUGCAACAGCAGCAUCUUAAACCCAAACAGUCUGCUAUACCGGUAGCAGUGACACCAAUAACAGCAGUAUCAGGAGAGCCAGACUCGACUCUAGUAGCUUUAGCUGAAAAGCUGGGAGUAACAGGUACCUACAAGGACAUACCAGUUGGUGAAAGCAAACUGGAACGAGUGUUUGAUAAUGGUGUCAAACUUGUAUGGUAUCGUAAUGGAACUACCAAGGAGAUGUAUCCUGACGGAAAUAUUGUGGUUCGGUUUGUGAAUGGUGAUUACAAACGAGUCACAUCCAAUAAGCACACUGUCUAUUGGUAUGCUGAACCCAGAACUCUGCAUACUACACAUCCAGAUGGCUUGCAAAUCUACGAAUUUGCUAAUGGACAAGUAGAGAAGCAUUAUCCAGAUAGCCGGGAGAUUCACUUUCCGGAUGGCACUAAAAAGUAUAUUUUUGCCGAUGGUGAUGAAGAGUGUGUAUUCCCUGAUGGGUCAUACGCCAGGAGGCACGCAACUAAGGCAACUUAA